UUUACUAGCAAAUGUAUAACAUAAACCCUAGCGGCUCUACACAACAAGCAAAGAAGCGUCCUAAUGCUGUAUUUAGCCCCAGCCCUGUUUGUUUCGAGCACUGCCGACGUAGACUGGUUAAGCCUUGGUGUCGCACACUCUCAGUGUACACGGGGUAGAAUGGCUAGGACAACAUUGCGCGAGGGAGUUUAACCCAGAUGCACGGGAGGAUAUCUUACAGCUAUUUCUGUCAGCCCGACACGCUCACACCAAGGCUGGACAGUUUAUGCAAGUCACAGAUCUGAGAGACAAGGCAGGUACCAUUUCACCUGUGCGUAUUUCUCUACGAACCCAAUUACUGCCCUUCCAUGUGUGAGACGCCACGACCUGGGGACUACCUCCCCUUGAUGGAGUACGAUGGGUGUGAGUUCCAGGUGUAUCCCGGAGACAGGGCCCUACAUACACACAUCACACAGGUGAGGGAUCUGGCAGUGAGGCAAGACGAUGUGUUCAUUAUUGGAUAUCCAUAUUCAGGAUGCUCUUCAUUGUGGAAUAUCCUUACCAGCCUCCCGACCCCCGGCUCAGACGACCAUCACCGGACUGGUCAGUUCCACCUACUGGACCGUACCUCAGCUGACCAGCUCGCUGACCUCCCCUCCCCCAGGCUCCUCCAUUCCCACUACCCCCUCCGGUUCCUCCCGUCACAGAUCCUCACCCACAAGCCAAAGAUUCUCUACCUCGUCCGGAACCCCAAGGAUGUGUGCGUGUCCCAGUAUCUCCACACACAGAAGGGGAGAGGAGGAUGCAGGAGAACCUUUCAGUCUUUCCUUCAGGCAUUUUUGAAUCAUUCCACUGGAUAUGACGGGUGGUUCCACCAUGUGAGGCAAUAUCAGCAGGACUUUACUGGGCAUCGAGAUCUCCUGGUCCACACACUCCGUUUUGAAGACACCCAAGCGAACCCCUACAAACAAACGCGAGGUCUUUGCAAGUUUCUGGAUCUUGACAUGGAUGAAGAAGCUAUAGGCGACUUGGUGGAGGCGACCUGUGACACCAGCAAAAUGCAGCCAGCUAAACGCGUAAAGACGGAGGCCCACUGUGACGGCAUGCCCCUCACGUCAGACAUGUACGACACCGAGGGUCAGGUAGGAGAAUGGAAGAACUGGCUCACAGUGACACAAGACGAAGAAUUUGACGACGCAAUAAGAGGGCAUUUGGAUGGAACGGGGCUUGAACUUAGAUGUUCUCUGUGAUAAUGUCAAACGUAGGAUACCGGGUUCCAGUUGGUCUCCAGUAACCAAUGCUGAUCAUUAAAGGCGACCAAAUGGACGAGGUCAUUGAGUGUUACAAUACCAGAAGGCUUGGACAUUGCUCAUAAUAUCAAUCACGUUUUCGUCUUCUGCUGGAAACUGUGUCAACCUGAACUGAAACUAGUUUCAUCAGUGUGUGCAAUGCAUCCAUACAGCUCCUCUAAUAUUGUGUAUAAACACUUGGAUUUUAAAUGUUUUAGCUUAAAAUAUAUUUUGUAUUUUUCUUUUGAAAUGCAAAAGUUUAUAAGAUUUGACAUCUAUGCAUCUAUCGGUAACACACACGUUUAUGUAAACACAUAAACACGUGUAUAUUGCUGCCAAUGCAUUCUGUUGCAUAAUGUUUACAAUUCAUUCGAUAUUAACACUAUUGUGUACUUUCCACGAUAUUUACACCCUAUUUACACAACAUACCCUGUUUAUCACAUCCAACCAAACAUGGUCUUUUCUGAUUAUUAACAUUAUUUAGCUGUUUCCAAUAUUUUCAAACAAUGACAACAUUCCUUAUCAAAACUGAAAUUGCAACCAUUAUCGACAAGAAGUCUAAUGCAAACCAGGCACUGGAACGGGUUUGUUUCACGUACCAUUUCGCCAAAUCUGUUUUCCAAAAUGAAGGGACUAAUUCAAUUUAGCUCUGUGGUCCAAACAUUUUUUAACAUUAUUAUGCUGAUUAAUGUGCCUGGAUGAUGAAGCUCUGCACCACGCUGUGUUUGUAUCAAGCUGUUUGACUUUAUACACCAAUACCGAUGUGAUUGAAUCAUCUUUCUUAUGAUCUGUAUGCAUAGUGGCUGAGGUAGCUCCACAGUUGUGUUUGAAAUAAAAAUGUAAUUUCUACUUUCCAUAACUUA
Messenger RNA from Haliotis rufescens (red abalone), 2131 nucleotides. Its product is annotated as sulfotransferase 4A1-like. NCBI's taxonomy places the organism in Eukaryota, Metazoa, Mollusca, Gastropoda, Lepetellida, Haliotidae. Gene Ontology annotation, cellular component: cytoplasm. Gene Ontology annotation, biological process: sulfation. The transcript is spliced from 6 exons. Bases 348 to 1229 code for a protein of 293 amino acids. The record is from RefSeq and is a predicted model, not a curated record. Gene Ontology annotation, molecular function: sulfotransferase activity.